Messenger RNA from Lycium ferocissimum, 1106 nucleotides. Its product is annotated as DNA-directed RNA polymerases II and IV subunit 5A-like. NCBI's taxonomy places the organism in Eukaryota, Viridiplantae, Streptophyta, Magnoliopsida, Solanales, Solanaceae. The transcript has 6 exons. The record is from RefSeq and is a predicted model, not a curated record. Gene Ontology annotation, cellular component: RNA polymerase III complex; RNA polymerase II, core complex; RNA polymerase I complex. Gene Ontology annotation, biological process: DNA-templated transcription. Gene Ontology annotation, molecular function: DNA binding; DNA-directed RNA polymerase activity. Bases 128 to 748 code for a protein of 206 amino acids.
AAGUUCCAAUUACUCGCAGCUGCUCUCUAAAAUUAGGGUUAUUUAAGACAUCAUACGCCUCUGUCAGUCACCAUUGAUACGGUUGGUGCUCCAACAGUUGUUGUCAUCGGAUUGCUCUAGCACAAAGAUGACUCUAUCAGAGGAGGAGCUCUCAAGACUUUUCAGAGUUCGUAAGACACUGAUGGAAAUGUUGUCCGAUAGGGGCUACCUUGUUGGAGAUUUUGAGAUAAAUAUGUCGAAACAUCAGUUCCUUCAGAAGUAUGGCGAGAACAUGAAGAGAGAAGACCUUGUAUUUCAGAAAGCCAAACGUAACAACAGUUCUGAUCAGAUAUAUGUGUUCUUUCCAGAGGAGCCAAAGGUUGGUGUUAAGACAGUGAAAACUUAUACAGAGCGCAUGAAAAAAGAAGAUGUCUUCCAAGCAAUCCUGAUUGUGCAACAAAAUUUGACUCCCUUUGCUCGUACCGGCAUUAGUGAAGUAUCUACAAAGUUCCACUUGGAGGUUUUCCAGGAGGCAGAGAUGUUGGUAAACAUAAAAAAUCAUGUUCUAAUUCCUGAGCACCAGCCACUUACUCCUGAAGAAAAGAAGAGCUUGUUGGAAAGAUACACUGUGAAAGAAACACAGCUUCCUCGGAUUCAGAUCACCGACCCAAUUGCUAGAUAUUAUGGGCUAAAACGGGGCCAAGUCGUGAAAAUUAUUAGACCAAGUGAGACUGCAGGUCGUUAUGUUACUUACCGAUAUGUGGUCUGAACUAGUUUUUGAUGUUUUCAUCAGUUGAAAGGAUAAUUGGUGAAAGAGAGGCGGUAGGACACUCCUGGAUUGCUUAAUGUACUGCUUAUGCAAAAGUGGAUCUAGAGCGAGUUCUAUGGAUUCCGCUGAAUCUAUUUUGUUCAACUUGAACAAUGUAUCAUACCCCAAAAAAAAAAAAAAAAAAAAACCAUUAUACAUAUAAUCAUGUGAUGGCACUCAUUCUGAAUCCACGGACUCUAGAAUUUAGAUCCUAGAUUCGCGCACAUGCUUAUGAUAUUGUAAAAGCUAAAAUGGAGCUUAAAAGUGUCGUUGGUUGAAGGGGUCAAUAUUUCUUUAUGCGGAAGGCAUUAUCCUUGCA